Messenger RNA from Rhodotorula graminis WP1, 1824 nucleotides. RefSeq lists its product as uncharacterized. Gene Ontology annotation, biological process: proteasome-mediated ubiquitin-dependent protein catabolic process. Bases 1 to 1824 code for a protein of 607 amino acids. The transcript has 10 exons. Gene Ontology annotation, cellular component: nucleus. NCBI's taxonomy places the organism in Eukaryota, Fungi, Basidiomycota, Microbotryomycetes, Sporidiobolales, Sporidiobolaceae. Gene Ontology annotation, molecular function: protein binding; protein-macromolecule adaptor activity. The record is from RefSeq and is a predicted model, not a curated record.
AUGGCACCCGCUCCCAAGAGCACGCCCCCGCGCUUCGCCACCGACCUCACCAACCUCGCGCGCCAGUCGGCCUCGUCGUCCUCGUCCGCCAAGCGCCCCUCCACGUACCGCCAGACGAGCCUCGCCGACUCGCGCUUCUUCCGCUCGACGCCCCCUGCCCCAGUCGCUCCGCCCACGAGCAGCCCGAGCCCGUCCGCCGCCGCCGACGCGCCGAGCGUGUUUGGCUCGGACGCGCCGCCGCUCAGCGACGCGUCCAACACGAGCCCCGUCCGGGUCGAGGACGGCGCCUGCGCCCACGACGGCCUCGACGACGAGAGCGUCGACGGUGGCGAUGACGGCGACGAUGGUGACGAGCGCGAGGCCCGCACCAAGCGCAGGCGGGUCGCCUCGCACGACUCGGUGCCGUCGCGGCGAGGGGCGCAGGCGUGGGCCGAGUUGGGCACGGCGCAGCUCGUCGGGACGUACGGGACGGGCGACAGCGAGGGCAGGGCGCGCAUCGAGCCGACGUUCGUCGCGCCCGGGCAGCAGUUUGGCGCGUUCGAGGCCAUGCGCAGGAGGGAGUUGGGCUUCCGCGCUGGCACGGCUCACUUGUCGAUGCGGCCGUGGCUCCAGACGAUCGUGUCGAGCAACGAGGCCGACGUCGCGAGGCUCCCGUCGAUCCACCAGCGCCGUCACUUUGCGCCGCCGUUCGCGCUCGCCUUCUCGUACGGCGCCAAGCAGGGAGGGCGCAAGAUCGUCGCGGUCGGGGACGAGGAGGGCACGGUCAGCUUUCUCGACGGCGACGAGGACCAGUGGGCGGCAGGACCGUCUCGGCAUUCGUUCGACGCACACCGCAACGCCAUCUUCGACUUGAGCUGGAGCUACGACGAUGCGCUCAUCGCCACCGCGAGCGGCGACCAGACCGUCCACCUGUGGGACACCGAGACGCAGGCCUGCAUCGGCGUCCUCGCCGGCCACACUGGCACCGUCAAGAACAUCACGUGGGACCCGCACAACCCUUACAUGCUCUCGACGGCCUCGCGCGACGGCACGAUCCGGGUGUGGGACACGCGCGUCAAGGGCUACGCCGACGUCGACAUCGAAGGCGCGAGCGCGGUCGGCGCCGUCAACCACAUCAAGAACGCGCACGGCGUGCGGGGCAAGACGGCAAAAGGGCAGCGCUCGGCCACGAGGAGUGUGACGUCCGUCGCGUACAUGUACCACCAGGAGAACCUGCUCGCCUCGGCGGGCUCGGCCGACGGCUCGAUCAAGGUCUGGGACUUGCGGCGGUCGCACAGCCGGCGCAUCAACCCGGCGACUUUCGAGACGAACGACGACGCGCUCCUCAGCACCAUGUCGGCUCGCCCGCACGGCAUCUCGCACAUGACGCUCGCCCCGGACGGCCGCAAGCUGUACGCGCUCUCGACCGACUCGCACGUGUACGCCUACUCGGCCACCAACCUCACCCACGCCGCCCCCCUCGCCACCUUUCACUCGCCGCAAGCGCGCUACUCGACCUUCUACAUCCGCUGCGCCGUCUCGCCCGACUCGCGCUACCUCGCCACGGGCUCGAGCUCGGGCGACGUCUUCAUGUGGGACACGGAGGGGCAGGGUACGGCAGGAGAGGCCGUCAGGGUCAAGGGCCACACGCGCGAGGUGAGCGGGCUGGACUGGGGCCACGAGUCGCUCGCCACCUGCUCGGACGACAACCUCGUGCGCUUCUGGCGGUCCGACCCCGCCCUGUCGCGCGCUCGACGGGCAGCCGCAUCGGCAGACUGGCAAGAUGAUCACGAGGGUUGGAGGCUCGGGGACCGGUGGAGCGGCGAGGUUGUCGACGCGGCGUGA